AUGCAAUUACUAUCUCGCAACGCUGCGCUCAACGGCAAUGCGCCAUCCGUAUACGCGACGCUUGUAAUUGUAGUUACACGCGAUUGCAUUGUUACAAAUAUUCCGGUCGCACAAGUUGCGCCCAUCGCCAGUCUCAAGAUAGGUUCCACUCUAAAUCCGAAGAAUAUCAAGGAGGGCUCCGAUGUUUACUUCGAAUGCAACGUCAGGGCAAAUCCCAGAUCGUACAAAUUGACCUGGUUUCAUGAGAAAGAGGAGUUGCAUCACAACGUCACCGCCGGCGUGGUGCUGUCGGACCACUCGCUGGUGCUGCAGAGCAUAACUCGAGAGUCCGCCGGAGGGUAUACCUGCAUGGCCACGAACAUUGAGGGUCGCGCCAAGUCCAACGUAGUCAAUCUCGAGGUUAUGUUUGCGCCCGUGUGCAAGUACGUACUGAACAAGGGCGGAGGCUGGAGACACCAGAACGCCACCCCGCCACCGUUCAACAUGCCCGAGGAAGUGCACGGCGCCCUCAAGCACGAGACCAUAAGUUUAGUUUGCGAGGUCGAGGCCAGCCCCACCAACGUAACCUUCCAUUGGACCUUCAACAACAGCGGCGACCUCAGCGACGUUCCGUCCACCUACUAUAGCAAUGAGGGCACAACCAGCAGGCUUAAUUACACCCCGGUAACCGAUACAGAUUACGGGACCCUGGGCUGCUGGGCCAGCAAUUCCGUUGGUCAUUCCAAGCAACCCUGCCUCUAUCAAGUCAUUGCUGCAGGCAGACCUUACCCGUUGCAGAACUGCACGACCUACAACAUAAAUGGUUCCUGGGUGAGGAUAUCCUGCGUCGAGGGAUACGAUGGCGGUCUGCCGCAGAAAUUCGUUGCCAUCGUUGGCAAACGGCGUUUGGAAUCAUCUCUCCCAUUCUGGGAGUUUCAGAUGCUCAAGCCGGCGAAAGUCGCCCUUUACGCGGUAAACGCGAAGGGAUCGAGCGAGCCAUAUGCCAUAGAGGUUGUCUUGAAAGGAGUAGCCAAAUUCACCGGUGAAUCGACAUCCUCGACCGACAUGUCACCGAUCUUGAUUGGACUUGGUGGCACGGCGACCGGUCUGGGGUUAAUCGUGACCGGUGUGCUAAUGGCACUCUGGAGGAGACACGCAGCCACCCCGGCGAAACCAAAACCGCCGCAGCAGCCCAGCAUCGCGACUUUCGCGGGGAAGGGCGACGAGGAGGACGGCAAUCCGGAUCUCAUACCCACGACGGCCUUGACCAACCAUCUCACUGACAGAAAGCUUCCUCGUUACGGGUCCCUGCCACGAAGACCACGUCAGCUGGAAGGACGCGAGAUGUCCCACGACGUCCUAGAAGAUUCUGAUUAUCCGAGAGCAUCGCCGAACACAUUCUACAGUCUCCAAAGGCCGCACUCGGAGUCGAUCAGCAGGAGCAUUCAGGAGAGCUGCAUUUAAGGGUCAAACGCCGGUUGGGACAUUAGAGAAGUGGGCGGACAACAGUCUAGACGGAUGGACGAAAAGAUCCAGACGUCUGCUGCAUCGUCUAACUUCUGGGUCGUCGACCAUCGUUCAACAGGGUAUAGAAGGCCCCUGGACCAUGGCUGAUGUUGCAGGCUGGGAGCAGGGAGAUGAGAAAAGGAGAAGUCACACGCUUGUGCCACGUUUUGCACGCGUUCAAGCGUACCAAAGUCAUUUAUAUAGCCACUUGAUUCA
Messenger RNA from Atta colombica, 1701 nucleotides. RefSeq names its product nephrin-like. The transcript has 8 exons. The record is from RefSeq and is a predicted model, not a curated record. The coding region runs from base 1 to 1443 and encodes 480 amino acids. Lineage: Eukaryota; Metazoa; Arthropoda; Insecta; Hymenoptera; Formicidae.